Messenger RNA from Oncorhynchus gorbuscha (pink salmon), 1358 nucleotides. RefSeq names its product histone-lysine N-methyltransferase 2B-like. The transcript is spliced from 9 exons. Gene Ontology annotation, biological process: positive regulation of DNA-templated transcription. Gene Ontology annotation, molecular function: histone H3K4 methyltransferase activity; protein binding. Lineage: Eukaryota; Metazoa; Chordata; Actinopteri; Salmoniformes; Salmonidae. The coding region runs from base 1 to 1107 and encodes 368 amino acids. Gene Ontology annotation, cellular component: nucleus; histone methyltransferase complex. The record is from RefSeq and is a predicted model, not a curated record.
AUGCCUGAUAAGGGAGAGAAUAGCACUAUAGCACACAGCUCCUGCCCCCAGUCAGGACACCUCUGGGAGCAACCAAGUCCAAACACGACCGACCAGAUCCUGACCAUCAGUGACCUGGAGGAGACGUGCAUGCCCACGUCGCCACAGCCCCUACUCCCAAACCCGCAGGGACAUGUCCUAGCACCCCUCGGCUCUCCCACUGCAGCUGGACUAAUCAUCCUCUACACUGGGAGCUCCAUUGUGCCUGAUUUGAAAAUACCCUAUGGUAUUUCCAUCCUGUCAGGUGCUGUAUCGUGCUCAGAUGAUGAGCUGCUGCCCUCAGACGAUGAGUGUCCCCCCAGCCGAGAUCAGCCCCACCUCCGUUUUGAGAUCAAAAGCGAUGACGGCUUCAGUGUGGAGGCAGACAGCGUAGAGGAGGCCUGGAGUGCAGUGAUAGACUGUGUCCAGGAGGCGCGGGCGGGGGCCAGGCUUCGGCAGCUGUCCUUCCUUGGGAUGACAGGUGCCCAUAUGCUGGGCCUGCUCCACGAUACAGAGCAGCUCCAGGGGGCCCACCGCUGCCAUAGCCACGCCUUCCGUUUUUUUAAACAGAUCAGCCAAGAGGAGGACCUGCCUGUCAACCCCUCUGGAUGCGCCCGCUCUGAGGUCUAUCUCAGGUCAGUGUCCCGGUUCCACUUCGACAUGUUCAACUUCCUGGCUUCCCAGCACCGCCAGCUGCCUGACAUCAACCCCUACGAUGAGGAAGAGGAUGAAGUCCCACUCAAAUCCACAAGACGUGCCACUAGCUUGGAGCUCCCCAUGGCCAUGCGCUUCAGACAUCUGGAGAGGACAUCUAAGGAGGCUGUAGGCGUGUACAGGUCUGCUAUCCACGGCCGAGGUCUGUUCUGCAAGAGGAACAUCGAUGCUCAGGAGAUGGUCAUCGAGUAUGCCGGCAUCGUCAUUCGCUCAGUGCUCACAGACAAGCGGGAGAAGUACUACGAUGGCAAGGGUAUCGGCUGCUACAUGUUCGGUAUUGAUGACUUAGACGUGGUAGACACCACCAUGCAUGGCAAUGCGGCGCGCUUCAUCAAACACUUGUUGAUGAAUAUCCAGCAGAGCUGGCCUGUCUAGUUCGAUGAAGCAUACAAAGCACUAGUUGGAAACCUGAAGUUACCAUGACGAUCUCUCCCAGAACUGGUUCAGAAAGCUAUAUGUUCUAUAUGGUAGCGUUAUUUUAAAGUAUAACAAAGUGUAAAAGACAUAAGACAAUGUGUGAACUUGUCUUUGUUACCUUGUACAAAAAAAACUAAGUUUGCAAAUAAUUGUAUACAUAUUUCUAAACAUUUAAAUUUUUCUAUGGACUUUUUAUUUAUAAUAUUUGC